AUGCCGAUGAGUGACGGAAAAGAUGUAGCCUACGCAUUGUUGAUCGUGCUUAAUGAUAAUAAAGCGGAGACACAAUCAAAUUUUUCGGUGACGGCUAUCCAAAAAUAUCAACUCUCAGAUGAUGACAAACUGAUAGCACUGGAUGAGCACAACAGACUGCGAGACAGUCUGGAGGGGGAGGACAGACACGGGGAGGAGUUCCAGGGCUUCCCGGUGGGCAUGAACAAACUGGAGUGGGACGAAGACUUGGAACAAACUGCACAGGAGGUGGCUGACCAGUGCAAGAAGAAACAUCUGAGCUACAGAGGUCCCUUGUUUGAACAACUGGAGUUAGAGAUGGGUUCCAUAGGGGAGAAUUUGGCCUACGGGUCCCAAUACAAACCAGCCAGGGAUGUUGGGGACUACGUGAGGUCGUGGUACUCGGAGAUAAAACACUUCGACUGGAACACUCUCGAAUGCACCCCCUCGUUCAAAUGUCUCCACCUCACCCAGAUGCUGUGGGGGGAGAGUGAAUACCUGGGGUGUGCCCAGAAGAAGUGCACCUCCACCUGGAAGAGUGGGAAGACCAAAGUGUGGACCAACUUCGUCUGCCACUACAGUCCAGCCGGGAACUGGUGGGGGGAGUUGCCAUUCGGGGUGAAUCCGGCUCGGGAUCCGAUUGCGAUGUGUCCGAACGAGGGGAAUCAGAUUGACAAUGUGUACUCUAACUUGUGCACUGGUGCCUGA
Messenger RNA from Symsagittifera roscoffensis, 726 nucleotides. Its product is annotated as venom allergen 5-like. Bases 1 to 726 code for a protein of 241 amino acids. NCBI's taxonomy places the organism in Eukaryota, Metazoa, Xenacoelomorpha, Acoela, Convolutidae. The transcript is spliced from 4 exons. The record is from RefSeq and is a predicted model, not a curated record.